UUAUUAGUAACUAUUUAAAAUAAAACUAAUUAGUGAUGUCACUAAAAAUAUUAUGCUGUCAAUGUCAAAUGCCUAUCUCCCUUCCCCUCCCCAUCCCCAACCCAAGUCAAAAACAAAACAAACUUGUUUACAUAUAAAAUUGUUUGGAAUUGCACAAUAAAUUACCUUACUGACAAAGACUAACAAAUUCAAAGCAUUCAGUAGGUAUUACAUUUAUAUACUGAGAUAAUAUAAUCAUGGAGCACUCCGGCGCCCUUAUGCCUGCAGAUUCGGCCAAAUUUAUUGCAAAUAUCGCCAAAUAUGUGGAAAUACAUGACGCCGGUUUAGAGAAGUUAUGUCAGGAGAUGCUGUUAUCAAUGAAGGAAGGCAAAUUGGAAAUUCCCGACACAGGUGCCAGUAUUUCCUAUCUGAGUAAGGAUGAUCCGAAGGCAGUAGACUGGAUUUUUGUUGCGGAUGCACUUAACUUCUGCUUCUGGUCUUAUUCUGAGGCCGAGAAGUGGUCAGUGGAAGGUCACAGUGGAUACUAUGCUUUGGAGGCCGCACUGAGUAGAGCUGUCGAGGAUGGAAUUGACAUCACAAAUCCAGAGUACUAUUCAAAAAUAACAGAAUCACAACUCAGAAACAUCAUGAGAAGUGACAAUAACACCCAAAUCCCUUUAUUUGACCAAAGGAUAUCUGUCUUACAUGAAGUAGGAAGUGUUUUAAUACGAAAAUACAACGGUACAUUCACAACAUGCAUUGCGGAGGCUAAUAAAUCUGCUGGGAAGCUACUAGAAAUAAUUGUGAAUAAUUUUCCAUGUUUUAGAGAUGAAGCAGUUUUUAAUGACACAAAGGUGUCUUUGUACAAACGAGCUCAAAUAUUAGUGGCUGAUUUAUGGAAUUUCUUCAGAGGGAGAGGUUGUGGUGAAUUUAAGGAUAUUGACAAGAUAACUAUGUUUGCUGACUAUAGGGUCCCUCAGGUGUUGGUUUACUUUGGAGUUUUGAGUUAUACUGAUGAGUUCAUGGAUAAACUAAAGAAUGAUGUUCUACUUCCUAAUGGUUCACCAGAGGAAGUGGAGAUCCGUGGUUGUUCCAUCCACGCUGUGGAACUUCUCAAAGAGAGAAUAGAGAAGAAAAUAAGAGAGUCCAACAUGACUAAUGCAGAGGUGCCUAACUCUAGUCUAAUUGAUUAUUAUCUGUGGUGCUAUAGGAGGAAGUAUGCUGAUGAGAUGGAGAAUAUUCCUUUUCAUAAAACACUUAGCAUUUAUUAUUGAGAUGUCAUCAUUUCCGGCCAGUGUUAUAUAUUUAAAAUUUUGAAUACAUUUUAUUUUUCUUAUGACUAGUGACACCAUAAUUUAAAGGGAUUAUAUUCGAUAACAAAUAUAACGACAAGAACAUUGCUUUCCAAAAUGAUAAAUUUAUCAAUUUUCGUUCCUUACCUUAGUAAAUAGCCCACUAUUUACUUAAAAUAUUCUUCAAUAUUGCAUUUAUAUACUAUUGUUUAUAUAAUUAUAUAUAUAUACUUGAUUGUAAGUAAAUGUGUUAUAUUUGAUAAGAAAACAAAUGUUUACUUCAAUAUUCUUGUAUUUUAUUAAAAUGUUUAUUGACAAAUAGGUACAUUAUAUCUUAAAUCAUUCAUAGCUAUUUUUAUUAUAUCACAUUAACUUUAGCUGAAUCUAGGGAAUCAACUAUUGCACAUCUUAAACCGAAUUUACACGUAAUUAAGAUUUUAUUUUAUGGACCCAACCAAUAGAAAUUAUAAUGUUAUUUACAAUUUUGGCGUUUACUAAAUUAAUUUAUAUAUAAGAUGAAAAUGACGAAAUGGCACUAUAUAUUUACAACAUAUCCUAAUUAAAUAAUUAUAUACAAUAACUCGUCCACAAAAUUAAAAAAAAAAAAGGAAAUAAAAAUGUAUUUUUUAUGUGCUAUGUGAACAAACUACGUGAAUUGUUUACUAUGUAAA
Molecule: messenger RNA, 1942 nt
Organism: Plodia interpunctella (Indianmeal moth)
Lineage: Eukaryota; Metazoa; Arthropoda; Insecta; Lepidoptera; Pyralidae
Exons: 5
Coding region: 237-1253 (338 amino acids)
Source: RefSeq, a predicted model, not a curated record